AUGUUUUCCAUAUGUAUGCUCAGGCUGCUUGGUGAGGUGGAGGACAACAUAGACAUUGGGCUCCGGCCUGCUGCAGGACUCCUCACCCCCCAGCUCUCUCUGAGGGACCUGGAGUCCAAUCACAGCCAGGAGGGGCAUAGCGUCGACCAGGGACAUAGCCAGCUAUUGACCACCUGUAUGCUGGCUGCCAUGGAGACCAGGUCCAGAUUCAGACAGGUGACAGAGGGCAUCAAUGCACUACCCUCCACCAACCAGGAGGUGGCAGACUGCAGUCGCACCCUGACAGUUCAGCAGCUCCACCAAGUAGUCAUAGGCCCGUCCUUAAUAGAUUUUGGUGAGGUGUGUGUGGCCUCAGUGUGUGUGAGGAACCUGGACCUGGUGAACAACCUGCAGGUGUAUGUGUGGGUGCAGCUGGAGUUAGACUGCUGUCCUGAGCUGCAGCGCUCCAGCCCCCUGUCCCACGUCCUGCCUCCCCUCUCCAGAGCCACCCUGCCCCUCGUCUUAGAGAGCACCAAGCUGGGAAAGUUCCACAAGUCAAUCUCCUACACGGUGAAUAGUCAUCACCGAAGCCAUGUCCUGGUUCAGUCCCAGCUGGUCCCUGUGGUCCUCCAGCUGUCCCAGAGCCAGGUGGUCCUGUCCCCUUCCCCAGCUACCUGGCCCAGUCGGGCUACAGGGGGACAGUUUGACCUGUGUGUUCACCAGGGAAACACCGCACAGCUACGAUGUCUGGCCAAGCUGUCUGAGAAACAUCUGGUGUUUGGAUCAGUACCUCUCAUCUUCCCCUCCGUCAGGACCGCAACGCUACACAACACAGGACACAACCAUGCCUACUUCCAGGUGUUGGACGUGUACCCCCUGCCUGGCAUGGUGGUGACCCCCACCGAGGGUGUGGUACCUGUGGGGGGGCAGGCAGAGGUCCAGGUGCACCUCAACCCCGGAGCUGUCAUGAAGUUUGACACCAGAGUGGAGAUAGCUCUAAGGAACAUGAAAUCUCUGGAGCUGAGAGUGGGCGGGUCUGUCGAGCCCCCCCUGGUGGACAUCAAUGUGAAAUCCUUCCUGUUCCACGGGGUGUAUUCUGGUUCCAGUCGUGGCGUUCCGUUCUCCCUGAGGAACCGAUCCUCUGCCCUGGCCCGGGUCCAGUUUGACCUGUCAGAACACACUGACUUCACCAUCCACUUCCCUCCACACUCUGCAGGUGGCAGCGUAUGA
Oncorhynchus gorbuscha (pink salmon) is the source of this 1209-nucleotide messenger RNA. Its product is annotated as cilia- and flagella-associated protein 47-like. The record is from RefSeq and is a predicted model, not a curated record. The transcript is spliced from 10 exons. Lineage: Eukaryota; Metazoa; Chordata; Actinopteri; Salmoniformes; Salmonidae. Bases 1 to 1209 code for a protein of 402 amino acids.